This is a messenger RNA of Sabethes cyaneus, 1856 nucleotides long. It is a transcript of the gene Snx21, whose product is annotated as sorting nexin-20. Gene Ontology annotation, molecular function: phosphatidylinositol phosphate binding. The record is from RefSeq and is a predicted model, not a curated record. Gene Ontology annotation, cellular component: early endosome membrane. Gene Ontology annotation, biological process: protein transport. The transcript has 4 exons. Bases 248 to 1231 code for a protein of 327 amino acids. NCBI's taxonomy places the organism in Eukaryota, Metazoa, Arthropoda, Insecta, Diptera, Culicidae.
CCACAAGUAGUCGUAAUCAGUGAGCUGCAAUUCUGUGAUAAGCAAUAUCCAUUGCAAUUGUAAGCCUCAAUCAAAUAAUUAGACAAAACAAAGAAUUUUACACUGUUGUUGGAACACCAGUAAUUACGUUAGUGCUAAAAUUUGUCUAUCAUGGUAGUUAUCUAUAGGUCAAUUAAAACAAUCUGAAGAAAAACAAAAUUGUUCAGUAUUUUUGCAGUUUUCGUAAUUGUGUUUAUUGUGAUUAAAAAUGCAUUCAGCAGUAAUUGGUCAUCACAUCACGGUUGAUUCCCUCAAUGAAGCGACCGGAGGCAAUGCAGUCGAAGAUGAUCCAGACAGUCCCGUGGAAGCAUUCGAGCAAAGUAUGUUAACUAUAAAAACACAAACCAGAGGCCCAAUUCAAGGUAUUUGGCAGCGCCCAACUAGUCGACCAUUGCCAACCGAGAAUGGCCCCGUGCUAUGUUUCGAGAUCCCUUACGCCCGUGUACUUCCACCAGCAGACGAGAGCAAUACUGUAAGUGGCAAAAAAUACGUCGUUUACGAAGUUAACGUCCGUAUGGACUCUAGAGAACCGGAUCCUAACCCAACUAGCAUCGAACGUCGAUAUACACAUUUUUUGAAGCUAUACGAAAGUCUAAAAAAGGAUCACCCAACACUGGUUCAAUGCGUCGUUUUCCCAAAAAAGGUCCUGAUGGGAAACUUUACCGCUGAACUGGUUGGCGAAAGAAGUGCUGCUUUCGAAAUCUUCCUAGAUUACAUUAUUUCGGUGCCUUCACUGCGUGACUCAGAGCAUUUUUUAGAAUUUUUACAAGGGGACGAACUGAGAAAAGCCUGCCAACUGCUGGAUGAAAGACGAAAUGAAUUCGCUGUCCCGAUUCUGGAGAAUACCUUCCGAAUACUGAAUAAAAUCUUUCUCGAUAAAAGCAAAUGCGUAUUGCUGGUCUUGUGUCGUCUGGUUGCUGCCUGUACCACUUCUCCAAUACCGCACCCCUUAGCCGAGCAAUGGGCUGAGCUGGCACUUCGACGCUACGAGCAUGUGUGCGAUACGGAUCUGCUUGUUCUAUAUAUACCAUUGUUACAAACCUGCUUACAUUUGUGGUGGCAACGUGGACGCGAUAGAACACUACUUGAGGAGCGCUUGGAUCAGAUGGGUAAAAAAGGAAUCAAGGUAAAGGGAGGACCGACACUAGCUAAAGCUAUCCAUGCCCUUGAACCGAGAGCCGAAACAAUAUAAGCAGCAGAGGUGCAAAUGAGAUCUUUGGCAACAGCAAUACCUUUCAUAUACUAGGAACAUGAAAAUGUUACGUGUCUAUUAUACAUUUUACAUCACACAUAUGUGCAUUAUCUGUAGUAGAUUUAAUUUGUCUUGUCUUAUUUCCCAACGAGUUGUUAGAUGUUUAUGUUCAACGGUAGUUAUUUAAGUGCAAGCAAAACAUUGGCAGGUUGUGAUUUACGUAGUAUAGUCAUUUGGAAAGUACAAUAUUUACUCCAAUAUAAGUUUUAUGUUUAAAUAUUUUCUAAAUUCGUCCAGCUGAUUUUUUCAAAAUAACCAGGUUGAAACAUUAAUUAACGCUCUUCUACUCAUAUUGCCAAUACAUCAUGUCAAUGAAAUCCACUUCUAUUCUACUCUUAACUAUAAUAACUCUGCACUACUCAUUAAAGGAACGCAUUGUGACAACCAUUUUUUCAAUACUGCUUGCUCAGUGGUUAUCAUAUCAAUUUUAUAUGCUAUAUGGUCGAAUAAACUUCGAAAUUUUAAAUAUACAAUAAUUUGUAUGUGUAUUGCUUGGUAGGAAACUAUCACAGCCAGUAACAGUUAAAAGAAAAGGCUAUACGUGGACUGAUUUCAUAGACAAAUU